This is a messenger RNA of Podarcis raffonei (Aeolian wall lizard), 5941 nucleotides long. It is a transcript of the gene HPS5, whose product is annotated as HPS5 biogenesis of lysosomal organelles complex 2 subunit 2. The transcript is spliced from 23 exons. Gene Ontology annotation, cellular component: cytoplasm. NCBI's taxonomy places the organism in Eukaryota, Metazoa, Chordata, Lepidosauria, Squamata, Lacertidae. Gene Ontology annotation, biological process: developmental pigmentation. The record is from RefSeq and is a predicted model, not a curated record. Gene Ontology annotation, molecular function: protein binding. Bases 190 to 3642 code for a protein of 1150 amino acids.
GGGGUAGGCCGGGCAGGAGAGCCGAGCAGCUGACAGGCGGGUGGGGCUGGCGGGGAAAGCCGACCUGUAGCCGGGAGCGGAGGCGAACCGCGCUCCCGAAGCCGACUUCCAGGCUGCGGCAUUAUUGUCCCUCAGGUGGAGCUGGAAAAUGAAACAAUAACAAACUUUUGAGAGACUGUUGUAUCUUUCAUGUCAGUGAUGUCUGUGCCUAUGGUACCUGAAUCUUGCAGCCAUGUAUUGGCAGAGUUUGAGUGCCUCAGUCCACUCCUUUCUGCUCUCAGGCUGGAUUCUAAUCGUCUGAAGUGCACAUGUAUAGCAGUUUCUCAAAAAUGGUUGGCGCUAGGUAGCUCUGGUGGAGGCCUGAAUCUAAUCCAGAAAGAUAGCCGGAAACAGAGACUUUUUCUCACUCAUAAGGAAGGUGCCAUUUCCCGCAUUGCCUUUUGUUUACAUGAUGAGGACUAUGUUGCUGUAGCUACAAGCCAAGGCCUUGUUGUUGUCUGGGAAUUGAAUCAGGAACGUCGUGGGAAACCAGAAAGGAUUUAUGUGUCCUCUGAGCACAAAGGCAGAAAAAUAACAGCUCUUUGUUGGGAUACUAGUGCAUUUCGUGUUUUUGUUGGUGAUCAUGUGGGCAAAGUGUCUGCCAUCAAGAUUAAUACAUCCAAACAAGGAAAGGCUACCACUGCAUUUGUGAUGUUUCCAGUUCAGAUUAUAACCACUGUUGAUUCUCGUGUGGUUCAGCUUGAUUAUUUGGAUGGAAGGUUGCUUAUCUCUUCUCUUACCCGAUCUUACUUAUGUGACACUGAGAGGGAGAAAUUUUGGAAAAUUGGAAACAAGGAAAGAGAUGGGGAAUAUGGAUCUUGUUUUUCCCCUGCCGGAAAGAGUUGUGGUAGCCAACAGCCUUUGAUAUAUUGUGCACGUCCUGGUUCACGGAUGUGGGAGGUGAACUUUGAAGGGGAGGUGCUAAGUACACAUCAAUUCAAACAGCUCUUGUCAUCACCGCCUCUGCCUGUCGUGACUCUAAGGGAUGAUCUGGAAUAUAAAGUUUCAGCUUGUUCCCCUCAGUCUUUGGCUUUUCCUAGGCUGCUUUAUUUGAGUGAGCACUGUGUAAUGACAUGGACAGAAAGAGGCAUUUAUAUUUUCAUUCCACAAAAUGUUCAAGUUUUGCUCUGGAGCGAAGUGAAAGAUAUUCAUGAUGUUGCAGUAUAUAAAAACGAGCUCUUCUGUUUGCACACCAGUGGAAAAGUCUCUCACCUUUCCCUUCUACCUGUGGAAAAAUGUAUAGAACGUUUACUUAGAAGAAGCUUUUGGACGCUUGCAGCCAGGGUCUGCUGCCUCUUCCAGAAUUCUAUUGUCUUAUGUCGGGCAAGAAAAGCUCUUCCCAUAGAUAAGCUAGAGCAUUUGAAAUCUCAGUUGGAUCUUUCAACACAAAGUGAUAUCAUUACUCAACUUGAAGAACUGAUCUCAAAGCUGGAGCCUUUAGAUUCUGCAUGCAGCAGCAGGAGGAGCAGUAUUUCUUCACAUGAAAGUUUCAGCGUAUUAGAUUCUGGCAUUUAUCGUGUUAUUAGCCGAAGAGGCAGCCAAUCUGAUGAGGAUUCUUGCUCUUUACAUAGCCAAACUCUAUCAGAAGAUGAAAGAUUGAGAGAAUUUCACACACACCAGGAAGAAGAGCACCAGGAAUUUGACACUGUAUCUCAUGCUUCUGUGAUGGUCGACACUGAUCGGAAUGAGACUUUUCUUCCAUUCAGUAUUCCAUUGUCAUUCCGUUCCCCAUCUCCUCUCGUCUCUCUUCAAGCUGUCAAGGACAGUGUUUCUAGCUUUGUACGUAAGACCACAGAAAAGAUUGGUACUCUUCAUGGGAGUCCUGAUAGAAUCAGACAGGACAUUAAAGAUGAAGAACAGCUUCCAGAAAUGACUGCUAGACUAGCCCAACCUCAAGAGGAAGGAGAAGACGACGAAGAGCUUGAGCUGCAGAGCCAGCCUCAUGAAGAGGACCCCCUUAAAGACCUCGGGGCAGAAACUAUGGAGACCCUAACCAGACUUCAGGAUCCGCUAGUUUUGUUACAGCCACAGUACUUGAGAGCAGUUUUGCUAAACUGGAUUCCAUUUCUGGAAAAAACAUUUAGAUUCGAGGCAUCUGCCGUUUUGGAUGAGAGCUCAUCUAAGAUAGACAAUGAGAUGCCUUUGCAGCCUGAAGACCAGCAAGUUUUCAAAGAAAAUGUGGAAAUGCCUCAACAUGAUGAAUGUGCAGAUACAGAACAGUUGCCUGUCUUGAGAACAAACUAUGAAAAUGAUGAUGUAAAUAAAGAACAAGAAGACACCUGGGAAGAAAAUACCAGGCCAAAUAGUAGCAGUCAUAUUGAUAAAAUACUGAGCAAAUAUCCGAAGUCGGAAACCACAUUUAACCAUUCUUUUCAGAUUCAUUCUCCAUGUUUCAUACCAGAGAAUAUUCAGAAAGAUCUGGUAGAGCUGGCAACUUUAUGUUUUGAAUUAAAUGUAUAUGAAUAUUCACAAAUUAAUGGUGAACAGUAUGUGCAGCCAGAAGAUUCAGAUGCCUUGGCUUGUAGAUUCAUAAAAGACUACUUUUUUCUUCUGGAUCUGGAAAGGCUGAAGCAAUGUAUUAUAACCUGUCAUAGCAAUCAUCCUAGAGUUUGGGAAACCUAUGUGGAAGGAUUAAAAGAACUGACUCGGACUAGUCCAGUCACUAUGGCCCUGGAGAAUGGAGAUAUGUUUAGAAUACUGAAAUUGCUAGUGGAUCUGGGUCCCUGGGAUGCUCCUGUGUUGCUAGCACAUGUCCUAAGGCUUUAUGAAAAAUUUGGAGAAACUUCGCUAAGGCCCUUGAUCAAGUUCUGUCCCUCUAUUUUGCCUUCAGAUAUCAAGCAAAUUUGUAAAAGCAAUCCUCAGCAUUUCCUGGCAUAUUUAGACAGUCUGAUCAAAUCAAGGGCAGAAGAUGAACGGCUGUCCUUCCUGGGAUCUCUUCUUCACCCUGAGUCAUUACGAUUAGAUUGGUUAUCUUUGGCAGUUUCUCAAGAUGCCCCACAUACAGCAAGUACAAUGGAUGCCCAAGGAAAUCCACGGCCACGUUCACAUUUAUUUACUUGGGGCUAUAACCAACUGAUCUUACUAUUGCUUAAACUCCCAGCUGACACUGUAAUGAAAGAGAAGAUGUCUGACAUUUGCAAAAGCUAUGGCUUCUGGCCUGGAUAUCUUUCUCUCUGUUUGGAGCUGGAUAGAAGACCUGAAGCCCUUACCCAUAUUGUUUGUUUGGAUGAUAUGAACUUGUUGGAUAGAGAACAUGGGGCAAUUCCAGAAACAGUGGAAGAAUGGAAAUUCCUUCUUUGCCUUGUGAAGAGUCAUUGCAGUAGUGUUCCUCAUCCAGCUAUGCAAAAUGGUGGUGCUGUUAGUAAUGGUGAUCCGAAUUGGCCAAAUAGUGUAACAGUUGAAAAUGUGGCUCUGCUGUUGGCCAGAGUAAUUGGUCCCGAUCGUGCCUUGCAGCUGUUGCACGAAUGCGGCCUGAUGGUUGAAUUAUCUGAAAGAUUUGCUAAGGUCUGUGAGAUACUAAGAAUUGCUGAAAAAAGACAAAGAGCCCUGAUUCAGUCCAUGCUGGAAAGAUGUGACCGAUUUUUGUGGUCUCAACAAGCAUAGCAAACAAAUGACGGAAAAUGAUAGUAGUAAGAAGCGUGUUCCUCUUGUGCUGUGCCAUUUUUCCAGCAAUGUUUUCCUGACAAAGUGAAGAUGCAUUUAGUCAGAUCUACAGAAAAAGUGAUAACAAAGCUCCCUUUUCUACUGGAUUUCCGUCAUUCAGUAUUUGAAUGCAUGUUUACCCAAUACUUCUAACGAACAAUUGUAAUGCUGCUGCUUGCUCAGCAAGAAUGCUUGUGCAUGGUAACCCCUCUGAGCUACUAGCAUUAAGUUUAGAUGUGAAAACUGGAUUCUUUAUGUAGGAAGCAGUGCUUCCCAUUCAGCAUAUAAAUUUCAAAUGAAUAACUUCCAUCACAUUUCUAGCAGAUUGCCAUUUUCAGAAAGCUGCAUAUAAAUGAAUGUAAUUGCAGGGACUACUAAGUGUAUAAUAAUUGAGUUGAGUUAAAACACUUUUAAUAUAACUUUUGAUUCAUUGGCUGAAGUAAAAGGGUGUUAAAACAAGUAUAUAAUCUCCAAAUAUUUAUAACUAUAGCACUGUGGAAUUUUACAAGUUUUAUUCCGAAUUUGAAGUGAUAAUCAACAGAACUGAGAUUCCAGUAGUUAAAUGUAAACACUGGCAGAACUUGCAUAUAUUAAAAAUGGUGUUUAACAUAAUAUUUUGGCGUUUUAAGAGUUUAUAUAAUCCUGUAUACUAUGGCAUAGUGCUCUCUCAUUGCACACAUCCUAAAGAAAAUAUUUUGCACUGUUUUUUUGUUUACAUCCUUGCACAAUGCAUUCUGUGCAUGCAUGCUUGGAAACAGUUCCCACUGUUCAAUACAGCUUAUGCCCAAGUAUGCACGCAUAUGAUCCUGUUCAUCAAAUCGGUAUAAUGAUAUACUUUCCCUUCUAAAUCUAGGUGUUGGGUUGUUGUUUUUUGUAAUGCUUGACUGUUUCAGAAAUGAUGUAUAAGAAAAUGCGCUCCACAUUUCUGUUAAUACUACCAUUGGAUAUUUGAUCAAGAUAUAUGCACGUAAUUUGGUUUCCAUUUGUAUGUUAAGAUUAUUUAAUAUUGGAUGCUUCAUUUUUGAGAAGGCUUGGAUGCAAAGCAGUUUGCAGUUAUUUCUCCUGGUGCAAAGGUACUUGCUUCUCCAUCUGGCAGUAGCUCCCCACAUCUUUUGAAAAAAGAUCUGCUGAAAGUUGGGGGGAUCCUCUAGAUUGGUCUUUUGGGGAAUGGAAAGCACUGCAGUAUUUGUUGGGGGGGUGAUGGUGGAAUCGGCAACUUUCCCACACCACGCACAUAAAAUAGUGCUUUUUUUCUAAUGCACUGAGGUGGUUUGACUCAAAGUCCAGGUAAAUUGUGCCUAUUAGAUAUUGGGUGAUAUCUAACAUUAGUCAUACUCAAGGGAGACACCGAAUAUGACUUCAUUGAAUGUUGCCCAUUGUUCUUGUAUUAAAUAUGUUAGAACUAUGCAGUUUUCAUACAUUACUAGUGAUUUAUUGAAGCUUGAUAAUCAGGGCUAGAGAAAGGUUACAGAAUUGUGUAAUAUUAUUAUAGUCCUUCAGCUGAAAACUGAAAUGUCACAAUUGCAUCAUCUUGUAUACUCAGGUUAUUGUACAGCUUGUAAGGACUUACACGUAAUUUAAUACUACUGAGUUCUUCUUUCUUAACUUACAUGCUUGAGGGCCUUAUAUAUAUUUUUAGGACACAGUUCAAAAAAUCUUGUUGGCCAUGUGCAAAAGCUUGAUUCUCCACAGUAUCUUCUUAGACCUGUGCUGUUCCCCUGAGUUUUCUUUUCUGGCAGGUUUCAUUAGUGCUGUGGAGGCUACUUCCAGAAGCCCAGCUGUGUGUAGAGUUCACCUUCCAGCUCUUUGAAUCUGGGCCUUAUUUUUAAAUGAAUGUUUACUACCUCACAUUGGGGGUGGGGGGAUAGCCAGUGUGUUAAUUGUGCUCAGAGUAGACUUAAGGCCAUUGAUUUUGUCAGGUCUAUUCUGAAUCUAACAUGGUUGGAGUUCACUUAUUGGUUUUGCGAUAUUUUUUAUUAAAAAGAAGCACAAAAUAAUGAAAUGGUACUUUUCACACAGAUUUUUUUGAAGAGAAUGUGAUGUGGAACAACUAAAAGUUUAUGAAACAUUGUUUUGCAUUUUGUUACAGCUUAACAAUUUGUAUUUUUAAAAAUAAUUUACUUGCAAGCAUACUUUAUUUUGUAGUCACUGUUCAUGUUUAAACGACAGCUUUAAAACAUUGCUUGUAACCAAACAGCUUUGUUUGUGCCUUGUUCAUAUUUUUGUUAAUCCAGAUUUUAAUAAAAAUUAAUAUAUCUUA